This is a messenger RNA of Lepus europaeus (European hare), 3309 nucleotides long. RefSeq names its product phosphatidylinositol-4,5-bisphosphate 3-kinase catalytic subunit gamma (gene PIK3CG). Lineage: Eukaryota; Metazoa; Chordata; Mammalia; Lagomorpha; Leporidae. The record is from RefSeq and is a predicted model, not a curated record. Gene Ontology annotation, molecular function: 1-phosphatidylinositol-3-kinase activity; 1-phosphatidylinositol-4-phosphate 3-kinase activity. Gene Ontology annotation, biological process: cell migration; phosphatidylinositol-3-phosphate biosynthetic process; phosphatidylinositol-mediated signaling. The coding region runs from base 1 to 3309 and encodes 1102 amino acids. Gene Ontology annotation, cellular component: phosphatidylinositol 3-kinase complex, class IB; cytoplasm; phosphatidylinositol 3-kinase complex, class IA. The transcript is spliced from 10 exons.
AUGGAGCUGGAGAGCUCUGAACAGCCCGUGGUUCUGAGAGAGGACCACGGGCGCCGGCGCCGGAGGAUGAAGCCGCGCAGCCCCGCGGCCAGCCUGUCCUCCAUGGAGCUCAUCCCCAUCGAGUUCGUGCUGCCCACCAGCCAGCGCGACAGCAAGACACCGGAGACGGCGCUGCUGCACGUGGCGGGCCACGGCAACGUGGAGCAGAUGAAGGGCCAGGUGUGGCUGCGCGCGCUGGAGACGAGCGUGGCCGCAGACUUCUACCACCGCCUGGGCCCGGACCACUUCCUCCUGCUCUACCAGAAAAAGGGGCAGUGGUACGAGAUCUACGACAAGCACCAGGUGGUGCAGACGCUGGACUGCCUGCGCUACUGGAAGCUGCUGCACAGGAGCCCGGGCCAGAUCCACGUGGUCCAGCGGCACGCGCCCUCUGAGGAGACGCUGGCCUUUCAGCGGCAGCUCACCGCCCUGAUUGGCUAUGACGUGACGGACGUCAGCAACGUGCACGACGACGAGCUGGAGUUCACGCGCCGGCGCCUGCUGACCCCACGCAUGGCGGAAGUGGCCAGCCGCGACCCCCGGCUGUACGCCAUGCACCCCUGGGUGACGUCCAAGCCCCUGCCGGAGUACCUAGCGAGGAAGAUCACCAACAACUGCAUCUUCAUCGUCAUCCACCGCAGCACCACCAGCCAGACCAUCAAGGUCUCGGCCGACGACACGCCUGGCAACAUCCUCCAUAGCUUCUUCACCAAGAUGGCAAAGAAGAAGUCCCUGAUGGACAUCCCGGAGAGCCAAAGCGAACAGGAUUUUGUGCUGCGCGUCUGCGGCCGGGACGAGUACCUAGUGGGUGAAACGCCCAUCAGAAAUUUCCAGUGGGUGAGGCAGUGCCUGAAAAAUGGCGAAGAGAUUCACCUGGUGCUGGACGCGCCCCCGGACCCAGCCCUGGACGAGGUGAGGAAGGAAGAGUGGCCCCUGGUGGAUGACUGCACGGGAGUCACCGGCUACCACGAGCAGCUGACCAUCCACGGCAAGGACCAUGAGAGCGUGUUCACCGUGUCGCUGUGGGACUGUGACCGGAAGUUCAGGGUCAAGGUCAGAGGGAUCGAUAUCCCGGUCCUGCCGCGGAACGCCGACCUCACGGUUUUCGUGGAGGCAAACAUCCAGCACGGGCAGCAAGUGCUUUGCCAAAGGAGAACCAGCGCCAAGCCCUUCACGGAGGAGGUGCUCUGGAACGUGUGGCUGGAGUUCAGUAUCAAAAUCAAGGACUUGCCCAAGGGCGCGCUUCUGAACCUGCAGAUCUACUGCGGCAAGGCGCCCGCGCUGUCGGGCAAGGCCUCCGCCGACACUCCCGGGGCAGAGUCCAAGGGCAAGGCUCAGCUGCUCUAUUACGUGAACCUGCUGCUGAUAGAUCAUCGCUUCCUCCUGCGCCACGGCGAGUAUGUGCUCCACAUGUGGCAGAUAUCGGGCAAGGCAGAAGACCAGGGGAGCUUCAAUGCUGACAAGCUCACGUCUGCCACCAACCCCGACAAAGAGAACGCCAUGUCCAUCUCCAUUCUGCUGGACAAUUACUGCUACCCAAUAGCUUUGCCUAAGCAUCGACCCACCCCUGAUCCUGAAGGGGACCGGGUUCGAGCCGAAAUGCCCAACCAGCUUCGCAAGCAGCUGGAGGCAAUCAUAGCCACGGAUCCACUUAACCCGCUCACAGCAGAAGACAAAGAGCUGCUGUGGCAUUUUAGAUACGAGACCCUGAAGCAUCCGAAAGCGUAUCCUAAGCUGUUUAGCUCGGUGAAAUGGGGACAGCAAGAAACUGUGGCCAAAACAUACCAGUUGUUAGCCCGACGGGAGGUCUGGGAUCAAAGUGCUUUGGAUGUCGGGUUAACAAUGCAACUCCUGGACUGCAACUUUUCGGAUGAGAAUGUAAGAGCCAUUGCAGUUCAGAAACUGGAGAGCUUAGAAGAUGAUGAUGUCUUGCAUUACCUUCUGCAGCUGGUCCAGGCCGUGAAAUUUGAACCAUACCAUGACAGUGCCCUGGCCAGAUUUCUGCUGAAGCGUGGUUUAAGGAACAAAAGAAUUGGUCACUUCUUGUUUUGGUUCUUGAGAAGUGAGAUAGCCCAGUCCAGACACUAUCAGCAGAGGUUCGCCGUGAUCCUGGAAGCCUAUCUGAGGGGCUGUGGCACAGCCAUGCUGCACGACUUGACCCAACAAGUCCUUGUAAUCGAGAUGUUACAAAAAGUCACCAUUGACAUUAAAUCACUCUCUGCUGAAAAGUAUGACGUCAGUUCCCAAGUUAUUCUACAACUUAAGCAAAAACUUGAAAAUCUACAAAAUUCUAACCUCCCGACGAGUUUUAGAGUUCCAUACGACCCUGGAUUGAAAGCAGGAACACUGGUGAUUGAGAAAUGUAAAGUGAUGGCCUCCAAGAAAAAGCCCCUGUGGCUCGAGUUUAAAUGUGCCGAUCCCACAGCCCUUUCAAAGGAGACCAUUGGAAUUAUCUUUAAACAUGGUGAUGAUCUACGCCAAGACAUGCUUAUUUUACAGAUUCUACGAAUCAUGGAGUCCAUCUGGGAAACAGAAUCUUUGGAUCUGUGCCUCUUGCCAUAUGGUUGCAUUUCAACUGGUGACAAAAUAGGAAUGAUCGAGAUCGUGAAAGACGCCACGACCAUCGCCAAAAUUCAGCAAAGCACCGUGGGCAACACAGGCGCCUUUAAGGACGAAGUCUUGAACCACUGGCUCAAGGAAAAAUGCCCAAUUGAGGACAAGUUUCAGGCAGCAGUGGAGAGAUUUGUUUAUUCCUGUGCAGGCUACUGUGUGGCAACCUUUGUUCUUGGAAUAGGCGACAGACACAACGACAAUAUUAUGAUCUCCGAGACAGGAAACCUAUUCCAUAUCGACUUCGGGCACAUUCUUGGGAACUACAAAAGUUUCCUGGGCAUUAAUAAAGAGAGAGUGCCAUUUGUGCUAACCCCAGACUUCCUGUUUGUGAUGGGAACUUCUGGAAAGAAGACAAGUCCACACUUCCAGAAAUUUCAGGACGUCUGUGUCAAGGCCUAUCUCGCCCUUCGCCAUCACACAAACCUGCUGAUCGUCCUCUUCUCCAUGAUGCUGAUGACCGGGAUGCCCCAGCUAACAAGCAAAGAAGACAUCGAGUACAUCCGGGACGCCUUAACGGUGGGGAAGAGUGAGGAGGACGCCAAGAAGUAUUUUCUUGAUCAGAUUGAAGUUUGCAGAGACAAAGGGUGGACUGUGCAGUUUAACUGGUUCCUGCACCUUGUGUUGGGCAUCAAACAAGGAGAGAAGCAUUCAGCCUAA